AUCUGCGGGCCAAUAAUGAACAUAGUACAAAUAACAUUUGUAGGUAAUUUCGUAACAUUUAUAUGAUAGCGUUAUAUCAUUUUUAAUAAGAAGAAUAAGUUUGCUAGAUAACGUGUUUCUGGUCGCUGAGUUGAUCGACAGAUUUGAACGCUUCGGUAGAUAAUUAACAUAUUAAUCCGUAUUCGUCAUGAUGGCCACUGAAUUUGAGAUCGUCAUACUCUUCAUUCUUUCGGCUGUAGCAUCGUCGAGCUAUAGAGAUCCAACGCCCAUAACUCGUGUAGGCAAACUUAUUGUCGACACUGAUGCUGGUGGCGAUGAUGCAGUUGCCCUUAUAAUGGCAGCUGAAUCCGAAAAACUCAACGAGGGACCAAAGCUAAUUGCCAUCACGUGUGUAAACGGAAAUGCUGAUGUUGAUAGGGUUGCUGUCAACGUUUUAAAGACCCUAAAGAUCGUCCAGAGACUCGACAUUCCUGUUUACAAAGGUGCCUCGCAUCCUGUAAUGUUGCCUGUUACUUACGAUUACUAUUAUGGCAAAGAUGGAUUUGGAGAUUUCCAUUAUCCUGAACCUCCUUCAACAACCCUCAUCCAGACGAAGCAUGCGGUAAUAGCUAUGAUCGAUCUUGUCAAAGAGUACCCAGGCGAGGUUACGCUUUUGGCUUUGGGUCCGCUGACAAAUAUUGCCCUAGCAAUUAGAAUGUAUCCGGAAUUCCUUGAAAAGCUUCAGCAGCUCAUAGUUAUGGGCGGAAGCACCGAAGGUCGUGGUAACAUGAAACCCAGUAUCGAAUUCAAUUUUUUUGCUGACCCAUCCGCCAAUCACAUCGUCCUAUCAUCCGCAUCAAAGCCCAUAACAUUGGUACCUCUUGAAACUACGAAGAGGGCUCGAGUUGAUACGGAAUUCAAGAUGUCAUUGAACCAGACAAAUAACAUGAAAUUUUGGUUAAUUCAUCAAGCGGGCAACUCCAUUUCAAAACCAGUCACUCCAUUAUGGAACUCUCCAGAUGCAGUGGCAGCUGCAGUGGCUCUGACUUCCGGAUCGGUCAUCACUAGAAUGGAGGCUUGCUAUUCUGAAGCUGUCUAUGAGGGAGUGAAAACUGCGGGAAUGAUAUUAGUCGACUAUACGAAUAUUACUGACAAUGUGGCCAAUAUAAAUCUUGUUCAGGAUAUCGAUACAGGAGCUUUAAAACAACUUUAUUCUAAUUAUCUCAAAUGAAUGCAUGUACAUUCUUGCCAAGAACUCUUCAGCUGUUGAACGAAUCUCUGCUUAUCGUUAACGAUCGGUACAUGGGGAAGAUCAUUUUGGAAUUAAAUGGCUGUGACAGCUGUAAAUGAAUAAAAUAUUCAAAAUCGUAAUAAUCUA
Molecule: messenger RNA, 1357 nt
Organism: Athalia rosae (coleseed sawfly)
Lineage: Eukaryota; Metazoa; Arthropoda; Insecta; Hymenoptera; Athaliidae
Product: pyrimidine-specific ribonucleoside hydrolase RihA-like
Exons: 5
Coding region: 188-1210 (340 amino acids)
Molecular function (GO): hydrolase activity, hydrolyzing N-glycosyl compounds
Source: RefSeq, a predicted model, not a curated record